AUGGAUCAGCAUGGAUCAGCAUGGAUCACUAUGGAUCAGCAUGGAUCAGCAUGGAUCACUAUGGAUCAGCAUGGAUCACUAUGGAUCAGCAUGGAUCAGCAUGGAUCAUUAUGGAUCAGCAUGGAUCACUAUGGAUCAAUAUGGAUCAUUAUGGAUCACUAUGAAUCAGCAUGGAUCAGCAUGGAUCAGCAUGGAUCCCUAUGGAUCAGCAUGGAUCAUUAUGGAUCAGCAUGGAUCAUUAUGGAUCAGCAUGGAUCAGCAUGGAUCCCUAUGGAUCAGCAUGGAUCAGCAUGGAUCACUAUGGAUCAGCAUGAAUCACUAUGGAUCAGCAUGGAUCACUAUGGAGGAAAUGAGGACCACCAUUUUGGUUUCAAAAGUAUUUUGUAA
This is a messenger RNA of Ylistrum balloti, 387 nucleotides long. RefSeq lists its product as uncharacterized. The record is from RefSeq and is a predicted model, not a curated record. The transcript has a single exon. Lineage: Eukaryota; Metazoa; Mollusca; Bivalvia; Pectinida; Pectinidae. The coding region runs from base 1 to 387 and encodes 128 amino acids.